AUGUGUAGUGUUCACUACAACCACAGCCUUAAGGCCAUGAGCGACAGUGACAUCAUGGCCUAUUCUCUGAGCCUAGAACAGAAAACAGCAUUUGCAUUUGUGGGGAUGUUGCUGGUCUUUCUCGGGUUAUUGAUCGUUAGGUGUUUCAGGAUCUUGUUGGACCCUUACAGCAGCAUGCCCUCAUCCAGCUGGGGUGACGGGAUGGAGGGGCUUGAGAAAGGGACGUUUGAAUAUGCCCUGACCUGA
Molecule: messenger RNA, 246 nt
Organism: Xyrauchen texanus (razorback sucker)
Lineage: Eukaryota; Metazoa; Chordata; Actinopteri; Cypriniformes; Catostomidae
Gene: ctxn2
Product: cortexin 2
Exons: 1
Coding region: 1-246 (81 amino acids)
Source: RefSeq, a predicted model, not a curated record